GCCGUGUUUGCCUUGCUCUGCUUCGAGUCUCCCGUCCCGUUGCUUCAGACAACUAUGCUGGCCGCGCAUGGCUCGAGAGGACUAGAGAACGAUGCCGCAGCCAACCAAGCCCGGGGCGCCACCAAGACUGGCGACGCCGGCCAAAGGCAACCAUAAGCUCGGCGCCGGCUUCAGGCUGCUGCAGGCGCCGGCGGUGGUGGCCCUCGCGGCGGCGCUCGCGGUGUCGACGCCUUCUCCGGCGCCUCCGCCGCAGGCGUCGAGCGAGCCGCUGUGCAACCUCCCGCCGACGUUGGACGGCGAGCUGGACGGGCGGCAGGGGGAGAAGAACAGGAUCCGCCACCCCAAGUCGGCCCUGGCGGCGCGGUGCACGUCCAAGUGCGUCAGCACCUGCGUCCUCGGCGGCUAUGGCGCGCCCGGCGUCGGCGGGCCCUUCAACGUCAGGAGACCGCUGGUGGUCUUCAAGGACACUUUCCGCAGCCGGCAAUAUUGCCUGGUCGAGUGCUCGGACAUCUGCAAUCUCAUCAAGGACGGCGAGGAUGAACAGUGAUCGAGAUGGACAGGCACAAGUCAUGCUUGCAUUGCACGGUGUGCUCCGAGUUUGGCCGGCAAUGGAGGUUCCGGCCGGCCGGUUCAUGCGGCAAGACGACCCCCAGCUGCACCAGGCAUUUCAAGGGCAUGCGUGCAGCUCCAUUGCUCAAGGCAGAGUUUCUUUUUAGGUGGAAGAAGAUAGAUUAGAUACUAAACUAGAACCAUACAUUCGUUCUCUGUAACAACUAGCACUCGAUUGAAAAAGAUUCAAGCGAGCUAGCCGGUGAAGUUAUGCUCCAGCAGAAGCAAGCAGCCAUGGUCUUGCUGCAGCAGUCAUCAAA
Molecule: messenger RNA, 869 nt
Organism: Phragmites australis (common reed)
Lineage: Eukaryota; Viridiplantae; Streptophyta; Magnoliopsida; Poales; Poaceae
Exons: 3
Coding region: 92-547 (151 amino acids)
Source: RefSeq, a predicted model, not a curated record